Arabidopsis lyrata subsp. lyrata is the source of this 1696-nucleotide messenger RNA. Its product is annotated as beta-glucosidase 8. Gene Ontology annotation, biological process: carbohydrate metabolic process. The transcript is spliced from 12 exons. The record is from RefSeq and is a predicted model, not a curated record. Gene Ontology annotation, molecular function: beta-glucosidase activity. Bases 19 to 1614 code for a protein of 531 amino acids. Lineage: Eukaryota; Viridiplantae; Streptophyta; Magnoliopsida; Brassicales; Brassicaceae.
AGAGGAGGAAAAUAAAAAAUGAAACAUUUCUAUCUGUUUUCCAUUAUUCUGGCUAUCGUUUUGGUGACAAGCUACAUUGAUGCCUUCACCAGAACCGAUUUUCCAGAGGAUUUCCUCUUCGGAGCCGCUACUUCUGCUUAUCAGUGGGAAGGUGCUGUUGAUGAAGACGGAAGAACUCCUAGCGUCUGGGAUACAAGCUCCCACUGUCGUAAGCUUUUUUUUUGUUUAAAUUUUGAGUCAUUAUUCGGCGUUUGUAUGAGAAAAUUUUUUACUUCAAAAAUUGCAGAUAAUGGAAGUAAUGGAGAUAUAGCAUGUGAUGGGUAUCACAAAUACAAGGAAGAUGUUAAGCUGAUGGCUAAUAUGGGCUUAGAAGCAUUCAGAUUCUCCAUCUCUUGGACAAGACUUAUACCUAAUGGAAGAGGACCCAUUAACCCAAAAGGUCUAUUGUUUUACAAGAACCUCAUUAAAGAACUACGAAGCCAUGGAAUCGAACCUCACGUUACACUUUAUCACUACGAUCUUCCUCAGUCUCUUGAAGAUGAGUAUGGAGGAUGGAUCAACCGCAAAAUAAUAGAAGACUUCACUGGUUUUGCAGAUGUAUGCUUCAGAGAGUUUGGGGACGAUGUGAAGUUAUGGACUACAAUCAACGAAGCUACAAUAUUCGCCUUUGCUUUUUAUGGCGAAGGAAUAAAGUUUGGACAUUGUUCUCCUACCAAAUACAUCAAUUGCUCUACCGGAAAUUCUUGUAUGGAAACAUAUAUUGCAGGCCAUAACAUGUUGCUAGCUCAUGCCUCUGCCUCAAGUUUGUAUAAAUUAAAGUACAAGAGUAAGCAAAGAGGAUCCAUAGGCCUUAGUAUAUUUGCAUUGGGGUUAUCUCCUUAUACAAACUCCAAGGACGAUGAAAUCGCAACUGAAAGAGCUAAAGCUUUCCUCUUUGGCUGGAUGUUGAAGCCUUUGGUAUAUGGGGACUAUCCGGAUGAAAUGAAAAGAAUCUUGGGAUCGAGAUUACCGGUUUUCUCAGAGGAAGAGUCGGAGCAAGUGAAAGGGUCAUCUGACUUUGUAGGAAUUAUUCACUACACGACAGUCUAUGUCACAAACCGACCCGCACCUUAUAUAUUUCCCAGUAGCACUAACAAAGGCUUCUUUACAGACAUGGGCGCGUAUAUUAUUUCCGCUGGGAAUUCUUCAUCAUUCGAGUUUGAUGCCACUCCAUGGGGUCUGGAAGGUAUUCUUGAGCAUCUAAAGCAAAGCUAUAACAAUCCUCCAAUCUACAUUCUUGAAAAUGGUACACCGAUGAAACACGAUUCGAUGCUACAAGACACACCAAGAGUUGAAUACAUUCAAGCUUACAUUGGUGCAAUGCUCAACGCCAUCAAGAAUGGAUCGGACAUGAGAGGUUACUUCGUAUGGUCGCUGAUAGAUUUGUAUGAGAUAACGGUUGGUUAUACAACCAGCUUUGGAAUGUACUAUGUGAAUUUCAGCGAUCCUGGUCGCAAGAGGUCGCCGAAACUCUCUGCUUUUUGGUACUCAGGUUUUCUCAAAGGUACAAUUGAUGUUGCUAAAGAUAUUACUCAGCUUCAGAGCAACUUCUCUGCAGGCUCGUCUUCACUGUAAUGUUUUUAAAAUAAAGGAUCCUGGUUUGGUUUGAUAUCAUCUAUUCUAUGAUAAAAUAAAACCUCAGGGAUUUGCAUAUGAA